UUUCCGUGAGCGCUCGGCGGUUUCCGUGCGGGGCCGGGCGCGCUCGGCGCUUGCUCCCUGGCUGGCGCUCCUCAGUCGGCCGCUGCCUGCCUGUCGCCGGGCUGGGAGCGCCUGUGUGUGUGAGUGACGCGGCGGAGGUGUAGUUUGACGCGGUGUGUUACGUGGGGGAGAGAAUAAAACUGCGGCGAGAUCCCAGGCGCGAACGAAAGCAGUGACGGAGCAGCCUGGUAACCGGUAACUAAAUGACCAUGGAAUCUGGAGCAGAGAACCAGCAGAGUGGAGAUGCAGCCGGUACAGAGGCAGAAACCCAACAGAUGACAGUACAGGCACAACCACAGAUUGCAACGUUAGCCCAGGUAUCUAUGCCAGCAGCUCAUGCAACAUCUUCUGCACCCACGGUGACCUUAGUUCAGCUGCCCAAUGGGCAGACGGUUCAAGUGCAUGGAGUAAUUCAGGCUGCCCAGCCAUCAGUUAUUCAGUCUCCACAGGUCCAGACAGUUCAGAUCUCCACUAUAGCAGAAAGUGAAGAUUCACAGGAAUCAGUAGACAGUGUCACAGACUCACAGAAACGAAGAGAAAUUCUGUCCAGACGACCCUCCUACAGAAAAAUUUUGAAUGACUUGUCCUCAGACGCCCCAGGAGUGCCAAGGAUCGAAGAAGAAAAGUCAGAAGAGGAAACAGCAGCACCUGCCAUCGCCACUGUCACGGUGCCAACUCCCAUUUACCAAACCAGCAGUGGGCAGUACAUUGCCAUCACCCAAGGAGGAGCAAUCCAGUUGUCUAACAAUGGCACAGAUGGAGUACAAGGUCUCCAGACGUUGACAAUGACCAAUGCAGCUGCAACCCAACCCGGCACCACCAUUUUACAAUAUGCACAGACCACAGAUGGACAGCAGAUACUCGUACCCAGCAACCAAGUUGUUGUACAAGCUGCCUCAGGAGACGUGCAGACCUACCAGAUCCGCACGGCCCCGACCAGCACCAUUGCACCGGGAGUGGUCAUGGCGUCCUCGCCAGCGCUGCCCACCCAGCCGGCAGAGGAGGCGGCGCGCAAGAGGGAAGUGCGUCUGAUGAAGAACAGGCACGUACUUUCACAUCACUGCUACUGCCCAGGCAGCUCUGCACAGGCCUGGAGUGCUAAGAGUGCUGAUCUUUCUUAGCCAUGCUUUAUGAAGAAUUUGCCUUUAUUUAAAAAUGCAGAGCAGAAGCGCACAUCUGCUAAUGCUGCGUGUUGUGACUGUGAAACCUGGAGUAAAGUGUCAGACUCGUUCUGUGGGGUGUGUGAAUUUGGUGUUGCAGUAAGAAGAAAAGUGAUUGGUGAGAUACUUGUAUGACUGCAGAUACAUUCUUACAAACACCAAGAUGAGUUGCUUUUUUGAGUUACUACAUUCAUGUGGUUUACUUUGCUGGAUUCUCUCCCUUAGCCUUGCUGCUGGCCCACGUGUGCUCCUUGUGAGUACUCUCCUGAUUGUUCUUUUAGCCGCUUUGGGUUUUCUCCUCCAGGGGCUGAAAGGCUCAAGCAAAGGCUAAAUGAGCAGCUGUUCCUUUUGAUUGAAGUCCUGUGGAGCCAGUAGUGGCAGCAGAGGGGCUAAAAGGAAGGUAAAGACUUGAUCCUCUAGGAUCCAGUGUGUGAGGAGGAGCAGCUAAGCUUAGAGGUGGGAGUGGGUAGGAGCAGCAAAGGAAGGGAGCUGUAGGGAGAAGUUGAGCAGGAUGCUCCUGAAGUCUGUUGCUGUGGGAGUGGGAAGGGGUUGGCCUGAACUGGCCCAUCACACCGAGCUUGAACUCUUACCCAGAGUCACAGAUUGGAGCCUGUGUGUUCCACUGUGACACUGAGAACCCAGUGCUUCCUGCCCUUCUGAGCAGGGGAAGCCCCCUGAAAACCUUGUUAACUUCAUCUGUCAGUCUGAAAAAACUGAUGUGCAGGUUCAUUUAUCUUCUGUAGGUUGCUGUGCUGUGAACAUAAUUAAAACUUACUUGAGCAGACCCAGUGCUUAUGCAAGGAGCUUUAAUGAAAUAAAUAAUGCUGAACAGCAGAGGUCACUUUUUUAAAAGGUUUCCGUACAGAAUGUCACCCAUCUCCCCUUUUAUAUAGUUUUCUCAUACCAGUGAAUAGUGGAUAUCACUCUUUCAAGCUCUGCAUUUGAAAAAAAAUUAAUUAGAAUCACAGAAUACCCUCAUUUAGUCAUCAGUCUUAUUCCAGUAAAAGAAAGCUUUUGUGUUUGUGAAAGCCAAGAAAAACAAUGGGGAAUUACCCCACUUGAGUUAAAUUGACAGCUUUUGCAACAGUAUCAUGUUGCAUGUAGUGCUUUUAGCCUGUCUGCUUAAUAGAUAUUUGCAAAUCUAAGCUCCAUAGCAAAGUGGGGAAAAAGGAUAGAGAGGCAGAUGGUAAGGUGGUACUUACUGGAGGAUUAUAGUGUAAAUAUUCAUAGAUAUUAUUGUGCAAAUUUUCUGUAUAAAUUUUACAUUUUUAAAGCUCUGUUGUAAUUCAGCAAAACUCUGGCUGUUCAUAAUAAACAACUAGCACACACAGACUUGAGGUGGCUUAAUAUACACAGCCUAAAGGGGAAAAAAAAUCACAGAAAGAAAAUGUUGUCACCCAAGAAGUCUUGUUAGUAGUUUGCACUGGGAGGCACUUCCUGAUCCCCUAGUACUUAAUCUUUUGCUAACAGCCCAGAAUUACUUUAAAUUCAAAAUGUUACACAUGGUUUACUGAAGCGCUGCAGGCAUGUGAAAUUGUAUUUGUGGGAGUGACAAAUGGAUGACUGGAUUUCAGGGCUUACAGGCUAUGUUUUCUUCAUCCUGUCUCAUUUGUGGAGCUGAAUUUCAGAAAUUACUUUAGAGGCUUCUUAUCAGUUAGGUCUGGAAUGGAAUGCAUUCUGUUUUUACAGCUACUGUUUAUCUAAUAAGGGGAGGAACUGGGUUCUGGUUUGUCCUCUCAUUUCCCAGAACACUGACUGUCUCACCAGUCUGUGCAGUGUUUGCAAUGAAGGGGCACACAGACUCUUAUUUUUGAAGCUGUUCUGCUUUGCACCUAAAGGUUCAGGGCAAAUAAGUGUUUAUUUCCCUGUGUCUGCAGAGUGCUGCUUGGACAAGUGGCACUGCAGGAGCAGAGCCCUCUGCCUGGGCUCCCAUCUGCCCAUGGCAUUUAGCCUUGUGCUUGCUUUGCACCUUGGUGCCAUUAUAUUGCUGUGCAGGGUAGUUCCUGCCUUGGUGUUCCUGCUUCAGGAUGCUCAGCAGCACAUUAAUACCUUCUGGUGUUUUUCACUGGUGUUCUUGGUAUGUUACCAAGUUACCUACAGGCAGCUCACUCUUUACAAGCAAGGCUUAAAAGUUAGACUGUCUUGAGGUCUGUUUUCGGUGUAGCUGACAGGGACUGCAGAAUGACAUGGGGUUUUUUGUUUCUUAUUUUUAUUAGAGUCAUUAAUAGUAUCAUUGCAGUGAUGCAGACAUCAUUAUUAAAAUGAAAGCAUUGCUCAAGAGCAACUACAUGAAUGCUCUAAGUACAGCACUUUUUUACACCAGUUGAUCCAUCUUGUUGGACUGCUCAAAGGGAGAGGUUAAAGACUGUAAAAAGAAUAAUAGAUGAUAAUAAAGUCAAAUUAUUGCAGCAGCAUUUUACUCAGCCUAAAGGCUCCAAUAUGAAUCCUGCAAGCAAAAUUUUAUCCCUGAUUAGGAUCCUUUGCUCACAAUAGUAAUAAUUUUACUGGUGCUGUCUUAGUGGGAUGUGUAUGUUGAAGUGAUAUGAGGAUCUUGAGUGUGUGUGAUUUGAGAGGAGCAGUUGCUAUGAACUCGGUGUUUUUUCCUCACUUGCAUUUCUUAGCAAUACCUCCAUCUUCUGAAGAUGGCAGUACUAGUAAAGGUUUGCCUGAAAGCAGUUAUAGCCCAUGCCUGCAAAUGAUUGUUCUGGAUUUGAAUGGCCUUUUUUGCUUUGCAGAGAGGCAGCACGUGAAUGUCGCAGGAAGAAAAAGGAGUAUGUGAAAUGUCUAGAAAAUCGAGUGGCUGUGCUUGAAAACCAAAACAAGACACUGAUUGAGGAGUUGAAAGCACUUAAGGACCUUUACUGCCACAAAUCAGAUUAAUUUUGGAUUCUCAUUUUCACUUGUCCAGGUGGGAUAGAGACUGGUUCUGGUUAUACCCAGAAAGACAAAGUAAACUUUUUAUUUUCUAAACAUUUCUUUUUUUCUAUGCGCAAAACUGCCUGAAGCAACUACAGAAUAUACUUCAUCUGUGCUUUGCAUCAAACUGUGAAUGUUCAAGUACUUGCCUCCACUUCUCCCCUUACAAGAUGAAUUUCAUCAUCAGUCUCAGCGUGAAGAAGAAGAACAGGCUUCUCUCUCGUCUCCCGAUCCUCUUCAAGGAGUAGCAGUGGUCACUUGGGAAGUUACCGUGGGGAGGGUCCUUUUGCAAAGAUGUCAAGAAUUUGUGCUGAGCUCUUUCCAUUGCCUUAGAGACAGAGCCACCCCAGCCUCUUGGUGCAGAGAGAGGUGGGCCGCAGAGGUGGAGCAUGCAUGGUGCAAUGAAGAAGCAGUGGUUGCCACACUGGUUUCACACGUUCGUGCUGAGCUGUGCCGACGCACGGCUGAGCAGCACGCCAGACCAAGGGCGCUUCACUGCCACGCUCGUGGUGUGGAGAGAACAGACCUGCUUCACACUAGCCCAGGAGGGGGUUGGUCUGCAAUCUCUGUUAAGCCCUCCUGGACUAGUAAAACCUUCUCCAUACCUGAGAAACAAAUGCAUUGCAAUGAGCUUCACUGCUCAGUUGUUGAUUCUCAUAGUUUAUUGUGUGCAAGUGCGUUCGGUGUUCUGGAUGCACAGAAAACAGACGCCAACUUCAUAGGAUAUAGAUUGGGAAAUUAUAUUUGGAUGGGAAAGAAAAUGGUAAAGAAAGAUGCAAUUGUGAUGUUCUGUAAACAGGGGUAACACAUUAAAGCACUACCUAUUUGUGUGCAGAACAACUAAGCAGUUGAAGCAUAGCCAACUCCACUGAAGUACUCCCUGAAGACAGUAUGGUCUGUGUCCCAAGUCCUCUCGAGCAAUGAGGUUGUUUUUAUUUCCCUACCACUGUCUUAUGCAAUGGAAAUUAUUGUACUCAAUAGAAUUGUCAGCCUGGUUUGCUAAAUUUUUUUUUGAACUUUGAGGCUGCCUUCUAUACAUAAAUUAAAUUUCAGUAUAACAACUACUAGGACAACCUCAAAUAUUCAAGAGGACUUCAAACACAAAUAUUCCAACUCCUGCUUUGAAAGGGAAAACACUGAUUAUUUGAACCUGGCCAGAUUAACUAAACUCUUAAUUUGUCUGGGUUAUUUUUUCAUGUAAAGGGUCAGAUUUACUGAGUAAUCUAUUCCUGCAACUAAAAUUACUUGCGUGCCUCAGAUGUUUGCAAGAUCAGGUUUUUUUUCUGUGCACUGAGGAACUGUGGUCUUUCCCAGAUUUAUGGUGUUAAAAAAGGUAAUUCAUAUUUUUUUUAAAUUCUGUAUUAAGCAUUAGGACUUCAAAAGAAUCAUGCUGAAAAAGAACAUCCAGAAGUUGUCAAAAAGAAUGUGUCCAAAAGAAUCAUGUGUGGUUUGUGUACUGGCCCUCUGAAGCCAGUCUCUCACUGUGUUAACUCGGGUCAUUGGAUGGAGUAAGUUUACUUUGGGCUUCUGGUCAAACUUUUAUGUAUAGAAAUGUAUGGAUAAGGCUCUGGUCUAUACCAGUGCCUUGCCUAGCAGAGUAUUAGCUAAUAUUUUUUCCCAUUCACUCUGUAUCUUUUUAGGAUAAAUUUCACACACAGGCUUCUGAAAGGUUGUACAAUCAGCGUGACGUGUAAGGAAAAUACUUGGAAGACUCUGGGCAGUUGAGUCUCAAACACCUAAGCAGUAUUAGAAGUUAUAGAUUUCUCAUUUGAGGGGCAUUCAGUUUCCAAGAGACUUAAUUUAAAAGGAGCAGGGUUAAACUUACAGCAUUAUUGUUACAUCUGGAGUUAUCAAGAAUUUCAAAUUUCACUUAUAUUUCCAGAAAAGAACACAAGCAUCAGAAAUAUGAAAUAAUUAACUUUCACAAAUUUUGUGGAUGUUUAUAAAUGAUCUAUUUUUAUCUGCCAUAGAGAGUUGAUUUUUGUGUUUUUAUUUAAUGGGAGAUGAAUUUAUUAGUUUAGCGGUGCAAAUUUAAAGAAGGCCCUAAGUUCUCAGCAGUGCUUUUAUAAAAACUAUCUGAUUUUAAAAUCAGCAAACACAAAUACAUAAAACGGUUACAUUUUCCAGAACGAGUACUGAAAUAGAAAUGUUGAUAAUACAGGAGGCAUUCUUGUAAAGCAUGAAGCUCAUGGUGGCCUCAUUUGCAAUUACAUGGAAUGGUUCCUCCAGCUUUGAGGAGCACAGAAAAGGCUGUAUAUGCCCACAUUAAGGCUGUUUCUUUUGUAGAACUUCUGUUUGCAAAAAAAUGUGAGGUUUUGCUCUGAGAGCUGUGUCUCGUGGGUAAUGAACACUGUCCAGAGCUUGCUGAUAAUCACUGGGCACAAAGCCUGGGGGCUGAAUGGGCACGGGAGCCUAAAAGAGUGCCCAGGUGGGGUUCUCCUAAUACAUAGUUUGUGCAAACUUGUGUGGCAGCGAGAGGAGAACUGUGUUACCUGUUUGUCUGUGUGUGGUCUGCAAGUGGCCUGUAGUGGUUUUAGCCUAGACUUCAUUAGCAAAUAAAGUUCCACUAAGAAAAGGAAUGUAAUUCAAAGUACAUAGGGGUCUGCAAGAAUCUUUAUUUUUAUUUAUGCUGCACUGAGGAUUAUAGGACACAAAUUUAUUUAAUGAAAAUUAUAGAUUACAAUAAUAAAAAAUGUAUUAGACCAAGUACAGGGCUGGCUAGGCUACCCAUACAUGCUUUACUAUUCAUAUUGACCCAAAAAGGGAAAGAAUGUGACACAGGAAUCCGUUCCUAUGUUAUUUACCAAGUAGUGAGGUUGGGGUGAGAAGCUUCUAUAAACUAAGGCCAUUUGGAGGUAGGAUGGAAAUGAUGCUGACAAGGGGGAGGGAGGAUUAGUUUUAUAUCUCACGGUUGUGAGUUUUCAAGAACUGAUAGACUCUUUUACCUGAAGAGAGGGUUAGAAAGGGCUAGAUCCGUUACGUUCAUAAUAAACAAGAAUUGGUUUGAAAUAUAAUUUUUGUAAUGUCAUUAUUUUGCAAAACAACAGCACCAAUCAGGCAGUUAAGAUAUUGUCAAAGGUGCUCUUUUAAUUUAGAUAUUCUUGGAAAAUACAUAUGUAUAAUAUAUGUACAUAUAUAUAUAUACACACAGUAUAUAAUCUACAGCUCUGAGAGCUUUUAAGUCAGGAAUGCUGAGUAUUAUAGUAUAUGGAGGUCAGAAAAAGAAUUUUUACUUUUCUGUGUGUCUGGGUGUGUGUGGAUGUGUGUGUGUGUGUGUGUGAAAGCUUUCCCUCACCCCAGUAGCUCUGGGCUGCGUUAUUCUAGCUCUUAAUUACUGAUUUGUUUUGUGCUGUCUCUCAGUUAUCCAUUUUCAAGAAUUUUAUUUCAUCUUUCGUGGCUUUUGUGAAGUUUGUUUUUUAUCGAUGACGAUUUUGAAAUUAUGUAAGCAGUUGUUUAACAACCACCACCACCCAGAGUAAUUCACUUCUGUGCUUUUUUUUCUCUUUGGCAGCUAUAUAUCAAAGGCAAAACAUUUGGAAAGGUUGUUAAGGUGUUAUUUUCUAAAGGAACCACUGGUAAGACUUCUGUUUUCCUCCUGGGGUAGUGGUGAUGCAUUCUUCCUUAGGCAGCAAUUUCACCAGCACUGGGUAGUUGCCAGCACCGUUGCUUGUAUUUGAAAGCACAAUUUCAGCCUGUUGUGCUCAUCAGGACUGCUCAGACACCUGUAGUUCUGGCUAGCCUGGAGCUGGCAUUGGCAUUGGAGAUCACUGUCUUCUCUGGUACUUGUACAUUGGUCAGAAAAUUGGUGGGGUGUUUGGAAUCAUUAAGAGGCUCAGGAAAACAAAAAAAGAUUUAAUAAGGAAAAACAGCCCUGAUAGUUUCUGACCUAAAUUUGUACCACGGGUUGCUUUUUUACAAUCUGGGCUUCCAGUAAACUGCAGCAGCAACUAGUCAUCUGUUAGUGAAAACUGGCACCUGCUUUUUUAUUUUGUUUUUUCAUUUAUGGCAGACAGUGCUUUUUGUGGUUUAAAGACAAAUCCACCCAUCAAAGCAAGUUUGAUAUCAGUGGUUGUAAAUCUAUGAUAGUUCAUAGAGGAUUUAAUUGAUUUUCUAAGACCUUAUUUUUGUAAUUUUUUUACCCUGGAGCCUGGUUAGUGAUGUAACAUUUGCCAAUGAUCCAACCAAAAGGUCAUGUAUUUAUUUUUGUUACACUAUGUUCUUUGUAAAUGUUUAAUUAAAAUGUGCACUUUCAAAGAAAAAAACGAGCAAAACACAGAGGGGAAAAAAAAUAAGGUAAAUUUGGUUUGCUUGAGAAGAUUUCUGGCAUAAUUGUUGUGAUCCUGCUGCCUGCACACAAUUCACUCCUCCACAGCAGUUGACUCCUUGGCUAAUGCAACUUGCAGAUCAGCACCUGGUGCUCAGCAGGCAUUGCUUCAGAGGGGCAGGAAUCAAGCCUGUGGUGUCUGGAGCAGUUUGUAGAGGAUGGAUGUGAAAUUAUUUUUAGAGUAGAACUAGUUCAGUGAUCCCAUGUGGGAAAGGAAGGUUAAUUUGGAAGGAAAGCUGAACUAUUUUUCAGCCACUUUAUUCCCCUUUUCUUAAUUUGAGAUUUGUCUGCAGAUUUUACAAGCUGCAUUCCAAGAAAAUAAAUCAAAAGGUUUUCCAGUAAUUUGACACCAGGAAAUAAAGGUACAUUGACAAUGUGUCACCAAGAAAAACACAGCACAACCACCUUUCUCUAGCAGGAGUGAUCAUCAUUUAACCCUGAAGUCUGUCAUUGUGAGCAGGUUUUAAAAAGCAUACAGUACAUAGAUGGUUCUCUGUUGUCUGCCUGGGAACUCGUUUUUCUGAGCUGUGUAAUUUGCUAGCUGGUUUUACAAAAGCCUGAAGCUCCGUUGGUCUGGAAGGAGCCAGACUGGUGAAGAGAGGCUGCUGAAAUCACCUUCUGUGUGCUUGUGACAGGUUCAGGUCUGUGGAUAGAGACUUAUGUGUGAGAAUCUUUGGGGGAAAGGGACCAGAUCCAGGUGGUGUAAAGAGGGUUUGCAUUUCAAGUGUUUUGCCUUGGAAUGUGUUUUUAAAAUGUAUUUCAGCUGUGGCCUGCAGAGAGAUGUGCUUGGGCUAGUUGGCAUAGCACAAAUUGAAGAGAGUGACCUGUUUGCUUUCUGGCACUGCAGGUGAAGGUUUGUGAGUUGCUGUGUGGUGAGUUCAGGGCUGCUUUCAGCAGCAGAGGCAGGAGCAGUCAGCUGUCCUCAGGAGCUGUGUGCUGGCAGGGAAAGGGCCAGGGGCAGGCUGGAAUGACCCAUGGCUGGCACACUCCAUCAGCUGAGCAUUCACUGCACUCAGGACUCGAGCAGUUCACUCAGCCUCAGCUGCACAUUCCUCUAAAUUAGGGGAUAGCUGAGUGAGAGCAUGGGGAUGGCAGGCCUUGAGCCAACUGCUUAUCUGGAAAUGGCCACUCUUAGGAACUAAGGACGUUUGGGUGCUCUCCACAAGUUGUGUUUUAUCCAGGUGCCACUCCAUUUUUUGUGUGUUUAAUUACAUUUAUUUAUAUUAAAACAUUAAUUUUAAAACAUUCUACAACUUCAAGUUUAUACGAGAUUUGAAACUGUGCUGCUUAUAAUGGACUUCUUGGGAUGGGAACAGGACAAGAAGAGGUGCUAGUUGGCAGCCAACCCCUUCACAGAUUUUUUCCACAGAUUGGUUGUUCACUUCAGAAAUUAGUUGUUUCUACUCUGGAUUUAUACUUUGAAACUGUUUUGAAACAAUGUUUUUCAGGGAAGCUUCCAGAGCGAAGGUGUUCUUCUCCCUUUGUAGUGUAAGCUGGAAAGAGUAUGUUCACCUCAUCUGCAUUUCUGAUUCUUUACCCAAACCAUGUCAGCACAGAACAGGGUAUUUGAGCUUGACUCCCACAUACUUGUGGAAGUUAAAAGACUAAAUUAAAAUCCAUCACUGGGGGAAAAUAAAGUCUUUUUUACAUCUCCCCAAAAUCUAGAAACAUCCCUGUUGCGUUCUUUUUUUUUUUUUUUCUUUUUUUUUCCUUUUUUUUUGUGCUUUAUCUGUGUUUAAAAGGAAUUGUACUGGGUUAUAAUGCAUUUUAUUAACACUAUGUACAUAUUAGCUGCUUUGUGUUUCAGAAUGGUAGUAAUUGCUUUGUAUAUUAAAGUGAUUCUUGUGAAUUUGUGAAUUAUUGUCAUAAAGAAGUGCUUUUUCUUACUGUAACCUUUGUGGUAUAAACUGUCAUAACCCCCUUUUUACACAAACAUUUAUGUGCAGUCACAUAAACAUGCUUUAAAAAACUCUACAAA
Molecule: messenger RNA, 10417 nt
Organism: Haemorhous mexicanus (house finch)
Lineage: Eukaryota; Metazoa; Chordata; Aves; Passeriformes; Fringillidae
Gene: CREB1
Product: cAMP responsive element binding protein 1
Exons: 7
Coding region: 243-1160 (305 amino acids)
Biological process (GO): regulation of transcription by RNA polymerase II
Cellular component (GO): ATF4-CREB1 transcription factor complex; nucleus
Molecular function (GO): cAMP response element binding; DNA-binding transcription factor activity, RNA polymerase II-specific; protein binding
Source: RefSeq, a predicted model, not a curated record